AUGGCGGGUGAUGAAUCUCCACCACCUCCGCCACCACCUAAAAUCGAAACAAAUUCACCGUUUUAUCUAGGAGCGCAUGAUAGGCCUGGCGAUUUUAUAACUCCGAUUCGCUUAAAGUUAGACAAUUUUGAUGCCUGGUCUCAUGCGAUCUAUGUUGCGUUGUCUUCUAGACGAAAAUUUGGCUUUUUGGACGGCACUAUCACCGACUGUAUACCACCUGCAAUCAAGGAGGACUGGGUUGUAAUACACUGUAUGUUGGUCUCGUGGCUUAUGAACACUAUCGAUCCGGAGGUAAAAUCUUUGCUUUCUAAUUAUGAUAAUGCAAAACGUUUGUGGGAUGAUUUGCAUGAAAGAUUUUGUGUGAUUAAUGGUCCCCGUAUUCAAAAUUUAAAGGCUCAAAUUAAUAAGUGUGAACAACCUAAGAAUAUGACAGUGGUUGUUUACUUUGGGAAAUUAAAUGUUUUGUGGGAUGAACUUGCUAAAUUGGAACCUUUAAUUAAUUGCAAGCUCACCAACAAAGUUUCUCAAGAUGAACUUGUGAGAGGCCUUGAUCGUGUUCGUGAGGAACCAGUUCAAGCAGCAGGUUUUGCUGUUCGUACAGGUCAGCCUUGUGGGCGUGAGGGGGCUGAUCGUGGUGCUAGUGGAUCGGUGUGUGCUAAGUGUAAAAAAGGGGGUCAUGAGACUUCGCGGUGUUGGUCCGAUAAAGUGUUUUCAAGUGAGCAAUGGAAGGCCAUCACAGGGUUGUUUGGUAAUGUCAAUGUUUUUGAAAAUCAUUUGAGUGGUAAGUUUGAUGUUACUUCAUGGAUUAUUGAUACCGGUGCCACUCAUCAUGUUACCGGAGAUGCCUCUUGGUUGUUUGAUACAAGACCUUUUGAGUGUCCCGUUGGUUUACCUAACGGGGACACUGUGGUUGCUUCUUUAAUUGGUUCUGUUCGUUUAUCGGACAAACUUACUCUCACCGGGGUGCUUUAUGUCCCUAAUUUGAGUUGUAGCUUGCUUUCCGUUUCUCAACUUGCUAAGGAUCUUAAUUGUACUGUCUAUUUUAACCCUUAUAUGUGUGCUAUACAGGACCAAGCGAAGGAGCUGAUUGGAACGGGAGCUAGGAGGGACGGACUAUAUUAUUUUAGCAAUUCGGACUCGGUGCAUCAUGUUGGCGUUGUUGGAGCAAUCUCAAAUUUGAAGUUGUGGCAUCGUCGAAUGGGGCAUCCUUCCGAGAAAGUAGUUAAGUUACUUCCUCAUGUUAGUAGCAAUAAAGAUUGUUUAGUUAAGGGGUGUGAAGUAUGUAUGCGUGCUAAGCAUCCUCGAAAUAAAUUUCCUCUAAGUGAUAGUAGAGCUUCUAGGAUUUUUUGA
Chenopodium quinoa (quinoa) is the source of this 1350-nucleotide messenger RNA. RefSeq lists its product as uncharacterized. The transcript has 3 exons. Lineage: Eukaryota; Viridiplantae; Streptophyta; Magnoliopsida; Caryophyllales; Amaranthaceae. The record is from RefSeq and is a predicted model, not a curated record. Bases 1 to 1350 code for a protein of 449 amino acids.